Molecule: messenger RNA, 735 nt
Organism: Camelus dromedarius (Arabian camel)
Lineage: Eukaryota; Metazoa; Chordata; Mammalia; Artiodactyla; Camelidae
Exons: 1
Coding region: 15-560 (181 amino acids)
Source: RefSeq, a predicted model, not a curated record
AAAGACUUGUGAAGAUGGAACAACAAAAGGAAGGGACCAUGCCAGAGAGGAACAACCUGUUCCUGCCAUCACCUGGGACCGAGUCAUGGCCGCCUGCACCUUUUCCAGCCCUGCACCCUUCUCUCCUGGGCACCCCAGAUCCAGCCCACCUGGGGCUCCCCGAGAGCCUGGCCUCUGUCACCGUCCCCAUCCGCCUGGAUGCCCUUUCCUACCUCCUGCACAGCGCCCUCAUGGGGGCCUACAGCUAUCAACAGUCCUUGCCCUCCUGCCCCUGCACUUCCCCACCGCCGCAAGGCACUGCCAGAAGGCUGUACAGAGGUCGAGGGGGCUGGGAGGUCCGAUGCAGGCCAGGCCGGGGCCAGGGACAGCGACGAUGGGGACUUGGGAGGGCUGAGAAGGCAGAGAGGGGUUGGAUGGAGGGCUCUAGGGCUGGCCCCAAGAAUCCACCAGCAACACCGCCGUCAUCACCACCACCUGCCCAGGAUGGGAAGAAGGAAACUCAAGGUCUGGAGCCUCCCUUGGAGACGCCACCUGCAGAAGACUGGGAGGCAGAGUACUAGGGGCCUGAGGGUCCUGUACACCCCUGACUCCGGAAGGGCCCCUUGAGGGUCUCCAGGAGGGUGACCUUAGCCCUGCCAGAGAUAACCCAAGAAACAUCUUACUCCCAUCCCUCUCCCCCCAAAACCACAGCCUCAGAAGUGGGUCCUCUGAGUCACUGGUGAAACUCGGACCUGA